Pleurotus ostreatus (oyster mushroom) is the source of this 927-nucleotide messenger RNA. RefSeq names its product Thymidylate synthase (gene TMP1). Gene Ontology annotation, biological process: dTMP biosynthetic process. Lineage: Eukaryota; Fungi; Basidiomycota; Agaricomycetes; Agaricales; Pleurotaceae. The record is from RefSeq and is a predicted model, not a curated record. The coding region runs from base 1 to 927 and encodes 308 amino acids. The transcript is spliced from 2 exons. Gene Ontology annotation, cellular component: cytosol; mitochondrion. Gene Ontology annotation, molecular function: thymidylate synthase activity.
AUGGCUUCCUCCAAAGACGCGAACUCCCAACAUGAAGAAUACCAAUAUUUGGACCUCAUCCGACGUGUCAUUGACACGGGUGAUGUUCGACCAGAUCGCACGGGAACAGGCACCCUCGCCCUCUUUGCGCCUCCGUCUCUUCGAUUCUCCCUUGCAAACAACACCCUUCCAUUACUUACCACAAAGCGUACAUUCCUUCGAGGAAUUGUCGAAGAGCUUAUAUGGUUCAUCCAUGGCUCAACUGACUCAACGUUACUCGCAAAGAAAGGCAUCAGGAUAUGGGAUGGGAAUGGGUCGAAAGAGUUCUUGGAGAGUAGAGGCUUGGGUCAUCGUCGUGAAGGGGAUCUUGGUCCUGUGUAUGGGUUCCAAUGGAGACACUUUGGGGCGGAUUACACUGACUGCGAAACGGAUUACGCGGGUCAAGGAGUUGAUCAGUUGAAGGAGUGCAUCGACAAGAUCAGGCACAAUCCUACUGAUCGCAGGAUCAUUAUGACUGCAUGGAAUCCAAAAGAUAUUCCGCAAAUGGCCCUGCCGCCUUGUCAUCUGCUAUGCCAAUUCUACGUCUCCUUGCCACCAGCAACAUCGCCAGACCAGAAGCCCAAGCUUUCCUGCUUGAUGUAUCAGCGCUCUGCGGAUCUCGGGCUUGGGAUACCUUUCAACAUCGCAUCAUACGCACUCUUGACGCAUAUGAUUGCCCACAUCACGAACACUGACGCUCAUGAACUCAUCAUUCAGCUCGGAGACGCGCACGUAUAUCGUGACCAUGUUGAGGCGCUUGAACAGCAGCUCAAACGGGUUCCUCGAGCAUUUCCAACACUACGAUGGGCGAGAGAGGGGAUCACCGAGAUAGACCACUUUUUGUACGAAGAUAUUGUGGUAGAAGGCUAUCAGCCUCACCCCUCGAUCGCGAUGAAAAUGAGCGUAUAG